UGUUCCGAAUGUAUAAAAACAAAUAUGGCGGGUAAUGUGGAACGGCCUCUCAACCCCCUCCGUAAAAAUCGUCGUACUUCUAGUCUUUCUGAGUCUGAGUAUGAAAUUGUCAAUGACACGGGGAAUAUGGGAUACGAGUUUCCGAUCUCGGAACACAUGUCUCGCCGAGAGAACCGGAAACUUUGGGAGCUGAACUACCAGGAGGCGGCCAUAUUUCUCCAGGAGGGAGAAAAUAACGACAAGUUCUACACGCACCCCCGCAGUUGUAACGCCCUGCCUGCCUAUCAGAUCGCUCACCAUCAGUGGUUUAAAGUCCUUGACCUUGUCGCAGCCCUCGGUCUCCUCAUUCUGGCCGCGUGUGAACGUCCAGCUGUGCCAUUUCUAACUUUACCAGUUGGGGUCCACGGUUCUCUGGAGAUUUUGGGACAACUAAUCCUGGCUCUACAAUUAGCCAUUAAGUUAAGGUGGCUGGGCUGGAAGACCUUCUUCAAACACAAGAGAACAGCAAUCAAGUCGUUUACUCUAACGAUCAUGUUUAUCGAGUCUGUUGUUGUUCUGAUCCGUCAGACGAAUCACUUCCGAGUCACCAGGGCACUCCGACCUCUCUUCCUCAUUGAUACGCACUACUUCCGAGGAGUCAGAAGGAUCAGCCGUCAGAUCUUGAUGUCACUUCCUCCAAUCCUAGAACUUAUAUUCCUCCUCAUGUUCUUCAUCCUGAUCUUCUCCAUACUGGGGUUUUACCUGUUUUCACGUGUACCCAAUGACAUGUACUUCAGCACGAUCCAGGACAGCUUCAUCAGUCUGUUUGUGUUGUUAACAACAGCUAAUUUUCCCGACGUGAUGAUGCCUGCCUAUGCAGAUUCCCGCUGGAAUGCUGCCUUCUUCAUUGUGUAUCUGGCCUUAGUUUUAUAUUUCCUGAUGAAUUUGUUACUGGCUGUUGUUUAUGAUACAUUUUCAAAUUUGGAAAAGAGAAAGUUAAAGAGGCUGUACUUUCACAAAAGAACGGGAUGUCAGCAUGCUUUUAAACUCCUUGUUACGAAACAGGUAUGUGUUCAGUAACUGUCAGUUAACCCU
Molecule: messenger RNA, 1074 nt
Organism: Saccostrea cuccullata (small rock oyster)
Lineage: Eukaryota; Metazoa; Mollusca; Bivalvia; Ostreida; Ostreidae
Product: two pore channel protein 1-like
Exons: 9
Coding region: 25-1059 (344 amino acids)
Biological process (GO): transmembrane transport; monoatomic ion transport
Cellular component (GO): lysosomal membrane; endosome membrane
Molecular function (GO): monoatomic ion channel activity; voltage-gated channel activity
Source: RefSeq, a predicted model, not a curated record